This is a messenger RNA of Phaeoacremonium minimum UCRPA7, 1518 nucleotides long. RefSeq names its product putative cellobiose dehydrogenase protein. The transcript is spliced from 9 exons. The record is from RefSeq and is a predicted model, not a curated record. Gene Ontology annotation, molecular function: cellulose binding; flavin adenine dinucleotide binding; oxidoreductase activity, acting on CH-OH group of donors. Gene Ontology annotation, biological process: carbohydrate metabolic process. Lineage: Eukaryota; Fungi; Ascomycota; Sordariomycetes; Togniniales; Togniniaceae. Gene Ontology annotation, cellular component: extracellular region. Bases 1 to 1518 code for a protein of 505 amino acids.
AUGGCGGGCUGUAUGCUCGGUGGCGGUACCGCUGUCAAUGCUGGUCUGUGGUGGAAGCCAAAUCCUAAAGAUUGGGACUACAAUUUCCCCGUUGGAUGGCGUAGCGCUGCUAUGAAGGCUGCCACAGACCGCGUCUUUUCUCGCAUUCCUGGAACAGUCAGGCCAUCGACUGACAACGUUCUCUACAGAGACGAGGGAUACAAAGUCCUUUCUGGCGGUCUCGCAAAUGCUGGAUGGACAGGUUUUGAUACCCCUAAUGAUCAUCCUGAUCAGAAGAACAGGACUUUUGGUCACACGACCUUCAUGUUCGAUCACGGUGAAAGAGGCGGCCCGAUGGCUACAUAUCUGGUGUCUGCUGCAACCCGCAAGUCCUUCACCCUUUGGAUGGAGACAGCCGCGAAGAGGGUCAUUCGCUCUGGUGGUCAUGUCACAGGCGUAGAGAUUGAGUGCAAUGGUGCCAAUGGACAUGCUGGAACUAUUCAGCUUACUCCCAAUCGUGGCCGAGUUAUCAUCUCUGCGGGAACCUUUGGCACGUCCAAGCUUUUGUUCCGAAGUGGCAUUGGUCCGACUGACCAGCUUGCCGUUGUGCAAUCCUCCACGGACGGUCCGACAAUGAUUUCCACGCAAAGCUGGAUAGACCUGCCUGUCGGCUAUAAUCUCGUUGACCACCUCAACACCGAUACAAUCAUUACUCACCCAGAUGUUGUCUUCUACGACUUUUAUGAAGCAUGGGACGCCCCUAUCCCUAGCGACGAGACCAAGUAUCUAUCGAACCGGACUGGCAUCUUGACUCAAGCUGCUCCUAACAUUGGACCUAUGAUGUGGGAAGAAAUCAAGGGCUCCGACGGUAUCGUUCGCCAGCUUCAAUGGACGUCUCGUGUUGAAGGCGACUCUUCCUUCACCACCUCAACGCAUGCCAUGACGAUGAGUCAGUACCUCGGUCGUGGCUCUGUCUCUCGAGGACGGACCACAAUCACCAAGCGUCUGGACAUGACUGUGUCUGUGCAGCCCUUCCUCCACGACGACUAUGAUAAGGAGGCAGUUAUCAAGGGCAUCGAGAACAUGCAAGCUGCUCUGGCAAACGUUCCCAACUUGACCUGGAUCGUGCCUCCACCAAAUGUCACUGCUUCCGAUUACGUGAACAAGCUCAUCGUCACAGCAAAUGGACGUCGAUCGAACCACUGGAUGGGUACUGCAAAGAUUGGCACCGACGAUGGCCGCACGGGGGGUAGCGCCGUAGUGGACGUGAACACCAAGGUAUACGGUACCGACAACCUGUUCGUUGUCGACGCAUCCAUCUUCCCCGGCCAGCCGACUGGUAACCCCUCCGCCAUGAUUGUCAUCGCCGCCGAGGCCGCCGCCCAGCGUCUGCUGUCCCUUGCAUUCCCAACACCUGGUCGCUACGGCGCGCAGUGUGGCGGUAAAUCCUGGACCGGCAGCUUCACUUGCGCGGCGCCACUGGCGUGCCGUUAUGUAGACGAGGACUUGUCGCUGUGUGCACAAGCGCCCAAGGUAUAA